Molecule: messenger RNA, 5165 nt
Organism: Prionailurus viverrinus (fishing cat)
Lineage: Eukaryota; Metazoa; Chordata; Mammalia; Carnivora; Felidae
Gene: ZNF229
Product: zinc finger protein 229
Exons: 4
Coding region: 2730-5033 (767 amino acids)
Biological process (GO): regulation of transcription by RNA polymerase II
Molecular function (GO): RNA polymerase II cis-regulatory region sequence-specific DNA binding; DNA-binding transcription factor activity
Source: RefSeq, a predicted model, not a curated record
UUAACAGGGCAGCUGUGUGAAAGGUGGCAAGCCAGCAGUUUCUACACAAUGGUUCUGGGGUCCCGGGGUGACUAAUUCAAUCUGGUGGUGGCAGAAGGCCUCCCUUACGGAAGGGGUUCUUGAACGCAAGUCCAUGGGCAUAAUGCAGGGUGAUCAUGAACCCGAGUGGGAAAAAAAAAAUGUGCAUCAGUCAUACUGGAAAUUAGUAUUUCCUUUGAUUAUGAAUGCAGGUGACAGACCACAGUAGUAUCAGCACCGGUGACUCUGUUAUUCAGGUAAAUCAUAGAUGUUUUUAUAUUGUAGUUGGUGUAGAUGUUUCAGAAUAUUACUUAUGCUCAUUACUUUUUGGAAAUUCCAGCAGUUGAUUCAUUCUUGAUACUUAAUGUGUAAAAAGAAGCACAUCCUUGGUGUUUUAUUAUUUUUGAACAUUGUAUUCCGGUAUAAUUAGCCUUUAAAGUAACCCUGUGUGUUUUAUUUUAUGCUUUCACAACAUCAUUCCGAGUAAGAACCCAUAAGUAUCACCAGACUGACAAAGGAGGCCAUUGAACAGAAAAGGUUACAAACUCUGAUUUAGAAGAUCUUUGCUAACCUGCAUCUUGAUUGAUAGGACCCUCGAGGACAGGGAUUUUUUCUUCUUUUUCUUUUUUUCUUUUCUUUCUUUCUUUUGUAAUCUCUCCACCUAGUGUGGGGCUCAAACUCACAACCCUGAGAUCAAGAGUCUCAUGCUCUUCGACUGAGCCAGUCAGGCGUCCCGACCACAGGGAUUUUUCAUCAUUUCUUCUGUGAGGCCUACAGUGUUGCAUUAGUAAAGCUUUCACACUCCAGAUUUUCUUUCACAGAACACAGGUGUCCUGUGUUUGUGGCAUUUGCACCCUUCUGUAGGGCCCUGUGUCUCCCUGUGACACUUCUGCUCAGCCCUCCCCACAGAAACCUCUCAGAUUGUCCCCAGCCACCUGCAGCAUCCUUGGCUCUGUGGACGGUGAGUCUCUCCAGAGCAGGGACUAUGCAUACAGCGACUCAGUCAGUGUCCGCUGAAUGAAUGAUGGCUACAGGGUGUGAACCGUUCUGGAGACCCAGAGCUUUGGGGCCCAGAAGAAAGGACUCCAUAAAGUCAAGUUCCCUCUUGAGCCCACAGGUCCCCGGAGUGCGGGAACCACCCAGGCUGGGGAGCAUGCAGGGGAAGGCAGGUCCUUCUGAGCCCAGGUAGCCAUCUGACAUUCCUUGUCAGAGCUUGGAGAACCUCAAGAAUGAAGAAGGCCCAGAUCUUCUGCUUCUCUGGCUUAGGAAGAUCAGAGGAUAUAUAAAAUUGCUGCUGCUCUGGGAAAACCUGGGAGAGGUAACCAUGGAGACUUUGACCUCAAGGCCUAGGGAGAGAGGUUGAGAGUUCAUGAAGGGGGUGCAGUGGGGGAGAAUCGAGCCGGGUGUGGAGAGAGAAGAAACCAGUUCGUGACGCAGCAGACGUUGCUGAGGUCCAGGUAGAGAGUCUGCAAACACAGGCAGGAGCCCCAUCUUCUCAUGGCCUUCCUUCUCCUCCCGCAGCUCUCCGUUCUCAAGCCUCAGCUCUUUCCCAGGAUGGGGAGGACAGGACAGUUUCAGAUCAAAGAUUUGAAAGGUCACCUCUCACUGUUAGCCAGAUGGAGAGAUGGUGCGUUCACACCAUUGAAAGGGGCAUUUUUAGUCUUCUUGGAAGUUCUGCACACGUCUGCUCCAAUAUUUCCUACUCUUAAGAAUUCAUUCCAAAUCAGAGAGCGAGUAUUCAAAGACUGAUCAUUGCAACGUUGUUCGUAACAGCAAAAAAAAAAAAAAAAAAGAAAAAACCGUGGGGUGGACUCCAUGUCCGUCCAUUGGAUUGAUGUUGGAUUGAUGGACUGUUAUCAUUUUGUUUCUUCUCACGUCCAGGUCCUGUGCCGCUGUCAAAUGAGGUCACAAGCGGAUGAAAAUAUCAGGACAUGAAAAGACGCGCUCGCUCUCUCUCUCACAUACACACACACCGUAGAUCUGUGCACAUGUGUUAACUCAUUUUUCCUUUGGGUUGCAAGAAAAAGAAAGCAAUUUGCAAAAUUUUAAGUACGUGCUCUUUUCGGCGCGUGCAAAAUUAUUUUACAAAGCUUCCUUUUUUUACGAAAAGACGUUAUGGAAAAAUUCGGAAGGUUUGAGUUACUUCCUUACUGUACGCUUUAAUUGUAAAUGUUAUUGGGGAACUUCCCGCCACGAGGGCUGAAGAAAUUAACACGGUUCUACUUCCCACCAGCUCCUGGUAUGAUCCUGUCGUUACCGUCAUCACCUUCUGACGGUUGUCACCACCGAUUCCCACAGUGAGCUUGUGUCAGUUCUCUCCGCCACCGGUCUUUGUCCGGUCAUUGUCCGCCACCUGUCUCUGGUUUCUGUAGUCCUGGCGUCACUGACUUGCCUGUUGGCUGGCUCAGCGUCAUUCCACGAUUUGCUUUUCCCAAAGAAGACUUGCGGAUCGGAUGCCGUCUCCGCUGACCGUUUCUGUGCUGAACAAUGUCUGUGCCUUUAGGCGAACGGAAUUUGCGGAUGGCACGUUGGCGAAGCUGAAGAGUCUUCAUUCAUACUUUCGGAACUGGCAUUAAGUCUCAUGCUGGUCUUUCUCUCCCUUCUCCGUUCACCUUCUGGAGCCAUUGACCUUCAAGGAUGUGGCUGUGGUCUUCACCGAGGAGGAGCUGAGGCUUCUAGACCCCACCCAGAGGAAGCUGUACCGAGAUGUGAUGCUGGAGAACUUCCAGAACCUGCUCUCUCUGGGAGACAAGAAUGAAAAGGAUCUGGAGUAUAUUCAAGAAAGGGAACUUAAGUGCCUUUCCUACAGAGAGCUGUGCUACUGGAAAAUCGGGGAACAGGCGGCUGGUGAAUUAACUGGGAGUCAAGACCGUAGAGUGAAUCUUCAAGGGAAGGAUUUCCAGUUCUCGGAGGACGCUUCUCCCUGCCAGGGGUGGGAAGCAGCAUCUCCUCGGGGUUUGCAAAUUGACAAUCUGGCCGGCGGUCUUCAAGGACCCAUCAGUUUGGACAAUCAAGCGUUUCCACCCUGGAAAGCUAUAAGACCGGUGUCCGUUCAAGAAUCUUGGAUGAAGGCCUUUGUGAACGAGUCGUGGAAUGUUCUGGAAGGGUGUAAAAAACUUGACACGCAGGGUACAACGCAUCAACCCGAGUGGGACGGUUUCGGCUUCCGCUGGGUAUCACGUUGUCACGAUGACCACAGGUUACCGGAAAGAGAGAGACCGUGUGAUCGCGAGCGCUGUGGAAGAGACGGCCUGAAAAAGUCAACCCUCCGUCACCCUGCCCCGGAAGAGGAUGACCGGAGAAGCGGCGAACGCGGAGACGGCCUCCGGGGCGCCUUGCACCUUCCCGCCCAGCCCAGCGCUCCCUGGAAAGAGAAAGCCCGCAGAUAUCCCGAGGGUGGUACGGGCUUGAGGCAGACCGCCCACCUCGAGAGGCCCCAGAGGACCCCCACGGACGAGAAGCCCUCCAAGGGUAAGGAGCGCGCCCGGGGCCUCCGGCAGAACGCGCGCGGUCCCAGCCGGCCCCGGGCCCCCGCCGGGGAGAUGCCCUACCGAUGCGACGUGUGCGGGAAGGGCUUCCGGUAUCAGUCGAUUCUGCUCAUCCACCAGGGCGUGCACACGGGAAAGAAGCCCUACGCGUGUGAGGAGUGCGGGAAGGCCUUCGGCCGAAGCUCAAACCUGCUCGUCCACCAGCGGGUCCACACCGGCGAGAAGCCCUACAAGUGCGGCGAGUGCGGGAAGGGCUUCAGCUACAGCUCGGUGCUGCAGGUGCACCGGCGGCUGCACACGGGCGAGAAGCCCUACGCGUGCGGCGAGUGCGGCAAGGGCUUCUACGCCAAGUCCGCGCUCCACAAGCACCGGCACGUGCACCCGGGGGAGAAGCCCUUCGGCUGCGGCGCCCAGUGCGGGAAGGGCUCCUCGUGCGGCUCCCACCCGAGCAGCCACCAGAAGGCGCACGCGGGCCAGAAGCCCUACCGGUGCGACCAGUGCGACAAGGGUUUCAGCUACAACUCGUACCUCCGGGCCCACCAGCGGGUUCACACGGGGCAGCGCCUCUUCGACUGCGACGUGUGCGGGAAGAGCUUCAGCUACAGCUCGGGGCUGCUCCGGCACCAGAGGCUGCACACGGGGGAGAAGCCCUACAAGUGCGAGUGCGGGAAGGGCUUCGGCCGGAGCUCGGACCUCCACGUCCACCAGCGGGUCCACACCGGGGAGAAGCCCUACAAGUGCGGCGAGUGCGGGAAGGGCUUCCGGCGCAAUUCGGACCUCCACAGUCACCAGAGGGUCCACACCGGGGAGAGGCCGUUCGUGUGCGACGCGUGCGGGAAGGGCUUCAUUUACAGCUCCGACCUCCUCAUCCACCAGAGGACCCACACCGGCGAGAAGCCCUACAAGUGUGCCGAGUGCGGCAAAGGCUUCAGUUACAGCUCGGGGCUGCUCAUCCACCAGAGGGUCCACACCGGCGAGAAGCCCUACGAGUGCGAAGCGUGCGGGAAGGGUUUCCGGUGCACGUCAAGCCUCUACAAACAUCAGCGGAUCCACACGGGGAAGAAGCCGUACACGUGUGAUCAGUGUGGCAAGGGCUUCAGUUACGGCUCAAAUCUUCGCACCCACCAGAGACUGCACACGGGGGAGAAGCCCUACACGUGUUACGAAUGUGGCAAGGGCUUCAGGUACGGCUCUGGUCUCCUCAGUCACAAGAGGGUGCACACCGGAGAGAAGCCCUACCGAUGCGACGUGUGUGGGAAGGGCUACAGUCAGAGCUCACAUCUCCAAGGCCACCAGAGGGUCCACACCGGCGAGAAGCCCUACAGAUGCGAGGAGUGCGGGAAGGGCUUUGGGCGAAGCUCCUGUCUUCACGUCCACCAGAGGGUCCACACCGGCGAGAAGCCCUACAAGUGCGGGGAGUGCGGGAAGGGCUUCAGUUACAGCUCGGGGCUGCGGAACCAUCAGCGAGCGCACGCCGGCGAGAAACCGGAGAAGCAGACACGCGCUGAGGCAGAACUCAGAACUUGACGCCCGUCUGAGCGCCGACGCAGGAGGAAGGCUUUGCGAACGGGAUGCGCAGGGAGGGCUCCGGUGGAGGGUGACCCAUCACGGCAGUUGGCCUGCCCAGGAAGGGAAGGGACGAUCCGGCAGGUUGAUAGA